Morone saxatilis (striped sea-bass) is the source of this 2104-nucleotide messenger RNA. RefSeq names its product synaptotagmin-like 3 (gene sytl3). Bases 273 to 1643 code for a protein of 456 amino acids. Gene Ontology annotation, molecular function: small GTPase binding; neurexin family protein binding. Lineage: Eukaryota; Metazoa; Chordata; Actinopteri; Moronidae. Gene Ontology annotation, biological process: exocytosis; intracellular protein transport. The transcript has 13 exons. Gene Ontology annotation, cellular component: exocytic vesicle; plasma membrane. The record is from RefSeq and is a predicted model, not a curated record.
AAGAGGGCUAUAUCUGGCUCUGACGUGGAUGCAGACUCUGUGGAGAUCGGGAUCAGGAGAAGGGGGAUCUUAGCAGCACGCAGACAACCUUUAUUAUCUCCCUUUUUGUUCUUUACUCCUUCAGCUGCUCUAGAGGACUAAAGAGGAGGUCUGAGUCUGGGUCCAUUAAAGGGGAGGGUUAAAGAGGAGAGGAGGAGGAGACAAGAACACAAAGAAGACAGCGAGGCAGAGAGGCAGAGAGACAGAGAGAAGAGGACCAGUGAGAGUGACAGAUGAUCAGAGACUGCUGUUUAAAGAUGGAUUUAAGUUUGCUUCAAGCUCUGGAGAGAGAAAGAGUCCUGGAGGUUCUUCGGAGAGACAAACAGUUGCGUACCAUUGAGGAGGACAGAAUAAGGAGGAUGAAAUAUGAGCUGCAGGAGUUGCGGAGGAGAGGAGCAAAGAGUUAUGCCCGGCAGUAUGGCGAGCGGACCUGCGCCCGGUGCCAGAGGCCGCUGGGAAAGUUCUGGAACUCGGGUGCAGUCUGCCGCGGCUGCAGCCACCGCAUCUGCAGCAGGUGCCGCGUGGGAGCAGCGGACUGGAAGUGCACGGUCUGCCACGCCUACAGGGAGGUGAAGAUCAGGUCUGGAGAGUGGUUUUUAGAGCAGAGGGCACAGAAAUUUCCCGUCAUCACAGACAAAUAUGAGACAGUUGGAGAGAAGCUAUUAAAUACCUACAAUGUGCUGAGUCAUAUAUCCAUUGUACCGCCCACUCCUCCACCCCACUUGGAUUAUCAGUUUCUGAGCAGAUCUGGGGAUUUCAAAAACUCCAAACCUUUCACCAAAUCUGUGGAAGAUCUAAUGGUCUCCUUCACCAGUCAUAUUAAAAAGAUUUCCACUUCUCAGAACGAUGUGCGAGAAGACCUGCUGAGUGUCGACAACAGCCGGAGAGGGUCGUGCUUCAACUACAGCACCCAGAAGAGCCUGUCUGACACUGACAUCAACAAAUCCAGCAAACUUUUUAAAGGCCCCAGUCUUCCAAACCUGUUCAAGAAAAGCAAAGACAGCGACCACGAAGGCUCCUCCACCGGGGCAGAAGAGGAAACUUCCUUCGGUUCUGAGUACUCAGGAGGAAAGAGAGGCAGCAACAGCAGCAUCAGCACCGACUGCGGCAUGUUCGAGACCGUCAGCGUGGCGGGAGAGCUGGAGCUGGCUCUGGCCUACAACAGCAGCACCUCCUGUCUGGAGAUCACAGUCGGCGCCUGCAGAAAUCUCACCUAUGGAGACCUCAAGAGGAAGAAGUGUCACCCAUACGUCAAACUCUACGUGCUGCCGGAAAAGAGUGGCAAAAUGAAGACGGCAGUCAAGAAAAACACGACUGAUCCGGUUUAUAAUGAAGUUUUAAAGUUUCACAUAGAGCGCCACCUGCUGUUUGGAAAGAGACUGCAGGCCUCUGUGUGGCAUUCAGGGACCCUGAAAAGGAAGACGUUUCUCGGCGAGGUCCUUAUCCCGCUGGACGGCUGGAGGUUUGAGGACAAGGCCUCCCAGUGCUUCAACUGCUACCCACUUUGUCCGAAGACUGAGGAACCAGAGGGAGGCGCUGUGGAGCAGGACGGAGGAGAACUGCUGGUUGGAGUCAAGUUCAGCUCCAGCAACCAGGGUGUCUGACUCUGGGAGCAGGCAGACAGCUCAUCCAGACGACGCCCACAUUUCUGAGGGUGAGGCCGGGCUGUUUGAAGACGGGUCUUGGAGCCGUGGGACCCCCUCCUCUGAUUACCCCACGUGAACCUAGUGCUGGUUCUGGGUUCUGUGCUAGUGCCUGCUGGUUCUGGGCCCAAAUGGACCCCGGUAACAUCAGAGAUCUUCUUUAUCACGCCCUAAAUGACAAACUCUCUGGCAACCCCUCCUAUGUCACAUUAAUAUAAGAAUAUAAACAAUUAAAAUGAUGGUUUAUAACUCGUAGUUGUAAGCACACAUAAAGAUUUUAAAGUGAUUAUGAACAGCUAGCGGUUAAUGAAUGAUGUUUUAUGACCAUGAAAUGUAAUGUAUUGUAUAUAUAUAUAUGUGUAUGUAUGUAUGUAUUUUAUAUCAUAAUUGUUAUAUUUAUUAAUAAAGUAUUUAUUUAUACA